Molecule: messenger RNA, 1049 nt
Organism: Myiozetetes cayanensis
Lineage: Eukaryota; Metazoa; Chordata; Aves; Passeriformes; Tyrannidae
Gene: TSTD3
Product: thiosulfate sulfurtransferase like domain containing 3
Exons: 6
Coding region: 22-729 (235 amino acids)
Cellular component (GO): mitochondrion
Molecular function (GO): thiosulfate-cyanide sulfurtransferase activity
Source: RefSeq, a predicted model, not a curated record
AGCGGCGGGGCCGGGCCCGGCAUGGUGCUCGGGGGCUGGUGGCGGGCGGCGCGGGCCCUGCGGGCGGCGGCGCCCGGUCCCCGCAGCCGCAGCCUGUGCGCCGGCGAGGCGCCCGGCCUCUCCUACCGGGAGCUCAAAGACUUGAAGAAGACCAACGUGCUCCACAUUGACGUGCGGGAGAGGUGGGAGAUCGACAGGUUUGGAAAAAUACCAGAGUCCAUCAACAUCCCGCUGGGCGAAUUAGUGGAAGCUCUACAAAUGGACCCAAUGGAGUUCAAGGAGCAAUACAAUCAAAAGAUGCCAUCCAAGUCAGACCCUCUGGUUUUCUCUUGUUUGGCAGGAACAAGAAGUAAACAAGCACUUGGGUUUGCCAUGUCCUUGGGUUUCAGCAGUAAAGCUUUGGAGUGUUUGCCAGGAGUAAAGCAGUCAAGGCAACAGCUAAAAAUAAGAGAUUAUGAUAGAGUGAAAUCAAAAGCAGCAUUUGGUUGGCAGAAUUGUUACACCUAUGCUGGAAGGUGCCUUGCUGGCUUGAAGACUGCAGCUGCUAUUUCUUGCUUGAUGUUUGAUCUCCAGCAUUGUGUCAUUUGGAAAAAAAGAGGAACAGAACACACUGCAUGGAAGGAGGCAGGAUUAGAGCACAAGGGAUGCCCAUCUGGCUCAUCACAAGUUCAGCAGUAUGCUGGUGGCUUUGAGGACUGGGUAAAACAUGAACCUCCAGAAAAGAAAUGAAGAUGACUGCCUCAGCCCUUACUGCAUCAAAGCUUCAGGAUGGUUUGUAGGUUUUAGCAUUCAAACUGUGUGCAUUCCACUUCCAGAAUAAAGCUCACUCCUGUCUUCUUGUGUAAAUGGACAGUUCACCUUCAAAUGGCCGUACAUAUCAACUGCUUGGUUUAAAUGACAUCUAAAGACGGACACGAACAGAGGGCAUUAAACUUGUUCAACCUUUCAACCUUUACUCUGGCCUGUGUUUCUGGUGAAUGUAUGUGAUGAUGGGAGUUUGUGACUGUUUAAACUAAUGAUGAAUAGGACAAAUAAAAUUAUUUCCCAAA